GAGCAGAUUAGCCACAGUAGUGAACAGUGAUGAGAAAGUGAUGACGGCUUGAUGUUUAGGUUUUUAAAAGAAGGCAAGAGAAUCGUGUUCUUGUUUUAAAGGGUGGCUGACCAAAGACUUUACAAAACACGAAGCCAAAAAAUGCUUUGCCACGUUACUCGCCCGGACUCGGUGGUGAUGGAAGUGGAAGUUGACGCGAAGGCGAACGGAGAAGACUGUCUUAAUAAGGUUUGCAGAAAGUUGGGCAUCAUUGAAGUGGACUACUUUGGGUUGCAGUUUACUGGCAGCAAAGGAGAGAAUUUGUGGCUGAAUCUGAGGAACCGCAUCUGCCAGCAGAUGGAUAACGUGACACCCUGUCGGCUGAGGCUGCGGGUCAAGUUUUUUGUGGAACCCCAUCUCAUCCUGCAGGAGCAGACAAGACACCUGUUCUUCAUGCAUGUGAAGGACGACCUCCACAGUGGACACCUUCGGAUGUGCUCCGAACAGGCAGAGGAGCUAAGUGCUCUGCUGGCACAGGCAGAGUUCGGAGACUACAACCAAAACACGGCUCAGUACUGGUAUUCAGAGUUGUGUGGAGAGGAGCCAGACACUGCUACCAUGAACAGCAUUGUCUCCAGACACAAAGCUUUAGAGGGUUUCAGCCAGGCCUCAGUAGAGUACCAGGCCCUGCAGCUCAUCUCUGCCUUGGAGCAUUACGGCGUGGAGUGGCACUGGGUUCGGGAUGCAAAUGGUCAGCGCUUGGCUAUUGGAGUCGGGCCAGAGGGGAUCGCCAUUUGUAAGGAGGACUUCAGUCUAGUUAACAGAGUGAGCUAUCCCAUCAUCCAGAUUGCCACGCAGUCGGGGAAAAGUGUCUACCUAACUGUAACAAAGGACACAAACGACAGCGUUGUUCUUUUAUUCAAGUUGAUCAGCAACCGGGCAGCGAGCGGUCUGUACCGAGCCAUCACAGAGACGCACGCCUUCUACAGGUGUGAUACAGUUACCAAUGCAGUGAUGAUGCAGUACAGCAGAGACUUUAAGGGCCACCUGGCUUCUCUAUUCCUGAAUGAAAACAUCAAUGUGGGCAAGAAAUACGUCUUUGACAUCAGAAGAACCUCCAAGGAAGUGUACGAUCACGCUCGCCGUGCGCUGUACAACGCUGGCGUUGCAGACUUGGCGUCCCGCUCGGAGAGCAGCCUGCGCUCUUCUCCUUCCAGCUCCCCAUCCAGGGACAGCCAGCAGGACAAGGAGCUGGACUGCAGCAGCUGCCAGCAGAGCCGUGCCCUGCAGGAACGGCUGCAGAAACUCAAAGAAGCCCUGCUGUGCAUGUUGUGUUGCGAGGAGGAGAUAGACGCAGCUUUUUGUCCCUGUGGCCACAUGGUGUGCUGCCAGAACUGUGCAAAUCAGCUGCAGCUGUGUCCGGUGUGUCGGUCAGAGGUGGAGCAUGUCCAGCACGUCUACCUGCCCACCUGCACCAGCCUCCUCAGCCUGACGCUAAACGACAACCACCAUCACCGCAGCAGCGUUCCCACUCCCAUCCACAGGGACACAGACUCUCCCGACAGCUGCUCCACCACGGAGUAUGAACACAAGCUCUGCCAUGCGUAAAGACUUGAGAAACUCCCCACAACUCCACUAUGGACACUUUAAACUCCAGCAGCAGAAUUUCACAAAGAAACAUGCCUCAUUAAUUCAUACUCCACACCUUUGGAUUACUCCGAGCAUUUUUAUUUUUAUUUUUUUCCCACAUUGUCAAACACCCCAGUUGGAUUCUUUUUUUUAGAUCUUGCUCUUAUUGUUAAAUUAUGGUAUCAGUUGAUCUGAUACUGAAUUAUAAUCAUUGCAGUUGUUUUUUUUUCAAUUGCAUUUCUUGGCUCAUGGCUCCAGAAAUCUUUUUUUGUUUUUUAAGAGUAGCUAACCAUGAUGGUGGUUUGAUUUGUAAGUUAUAUUUUAAUGUUUCUGAAUUUUUUUAAAACUCUUGUUUUACUUUACAGAUUUUAUUUUGGGGUUUAGGAGAGCGCGUUGGAGUUUUGUCUUUUUUUUUUUUCUCCCCAAACACAAUAAGGAGUAUUUAGACUAAGCAUCCUUGCUGCCAAAUACAUUUCUGGAUACUAAUUGGUUAUAAGAGGCAGUAAGAGCACCACGCUCUUGUCCAACACUCCCUGAACAGUUUAACUCCAAAACUCUGCUUAAUUAUAGAGUAAAAUAUGGAAACUGGUUCUUACAGAAACUAAAAUUGGCCCAAAGUGCAAGCUGCUUCUUCUAAAUAGUCUGUGAUAAAUUUGUCUUCAGGAUUUUAUUAGUUUAUUUUCUUGGAUAUUUUAAAGGGUACUUGGAGAUAUUUGUGCAAUACUUGCUUGUUUCGCCAAGCUUUUCGUCGUCUGUUUUAUUUAAAUUCAAAGACUAUUUAAUGCAAAAAGUGUCACUUUAUAAAGUUUUUCAUGUCCAUUGGGAGGUUUUGCCAUAAUGUAGCAGCAAACCUUUUCUUUUCCUUUUCUUUUCAACUUUUUUUUUUUCAGACAUUUUGUAUUUCUUAUAAAGAAAAAUGUAGUUUCUGUAAUGUGGACAAGGUUGAGUUCAGUCACUGCAGGGGGAGGACUUUAGUUCUCUCAAUAGUGAUUUGUUUCUGUUUUCUGAAGCAAAUGCCAGAGUUUUCUGUAAAUUAACUCAAAGUGAAGGCUUUUUUUUGUGAACACUUUGCUUUUUAAAUAUGAGAAAGUAUUAAUAAAGAUUCUUUUUUUU
Cyprinodon variegatus (sheepshead minnow) is the source of this 2721-nucleotide messenger RNA. It is a transcript of the gene mylipa, whose product is annotated as myosin regulatory light chain interacting protein. Lineage: Eukaryota; Metazoa; Chordata; Actinopteri; Cyprinodontiformes; Cyprinodontidae. The record is from RefSeq and is a predicted model, not a curated record. The coding region runs from base 142 to 1587 and encodes 481 amino acids. Gene Ontology annotation, molecular function: ubiquitin-protein transferase activity. The transcript has 7 exons. Gene Ontology annotation, biological process: ubiquitin-dependent protein catabolic process. Gene Ontology annotation, cellular component: cytoskeleton.